AGUAGAUCCCAUCGUGGCUGCUAGUGAUAAACUAUCCACAUGGAUUUCAAUUAAACUUAUUGAUUUAAACCCAACGCCAAACAUCAGGCGAUGUAAUUAUGUAAUUUAAAAGUGUGUUAGCUCGCGCAAUGGACCGCAGUGACGCAGAAACCUCCAGUAUAGCGUAUAAAGUUUUCACGUUUGAAGACAACAAGACACACACACAGGAGUCACUUUGUGUUUCCAUACCAGAGGUUCUGGAUCCUCAGUAUGGCAUGUAUGUGUGGCCUUGUGCAGUGGUGCUGGCUCAGUACCUGUGGACACACAGGGAGGAGCUGAGAGGCAGGACGGUGCUGGAGCUCGGUGCAGGUGUGAGUCUGCCAGGUGUGGUGGCAGCGAGGUGCGGCGCUCAGGUGAUCCUGUCGGACAGCGCAAACAAGCCGCUGUGUCUGGAGAACUGCAGGCGCAGCUGCGAAGCCAACGGCCUCCGAGAUGUUCGCGUGCUGGGUCUCAGCUGGGGCGAGAUCUCACCGGACCUCAUCCUGCUUCCCCAGCUGGACGUCAUUCUCGGCUCAGAUGUCUUUUACGACCCCGAUGAUUUUGAAGAUGUCAUCGUGACAGCUGCUUUCCUCCUGAGAAAAAACCCCAGGGCUCAGUUCUGGACGACAUACCAAGUGAGAAGCGCCGACUGGUCGAUCGAAGCGCUGCUCCGCAGGUGGGGGCUGGACUGCGUCGACGUUCAGCUGCACCAGUUUGACGCCGAUAGGUGUGAGCUGGCUGGGUCGACUCUGCCGGGCAGCCACAGCGUCCAGAUGAUGAUUAUCACUGUGAGGACGGAGGGCAGCAGCGCCACGUUGACCUCUCCACAGGACCAAAGUUAGAUUAACGUAUGGAUCAUUAGACUGAUCAAGUGUUACACACUUGAUCAAUUUUGAUGGCCGCUUAGAAGAUGAAGGACGGACGGGGCGUCGCAGCUCGCCUUCAGACUCAUCCUUAAAUUACAAACCCAAAUAAUUUAGUGUGACUACAUUGUGAGCAGCAGAGGGCAGCCGAGCUUCAUCCCGAACAUUGCUCAACCAACCAGAGGGACUUUUUCCUGCUGAAUGAAUGAGUGAAUGUUUGUGUUUUUGUCAAAGGGUGAGUGCAGCUUGUGGGGUUCAAGAAAAAUAUUAAAAUCAUGCAGGAUCCGCACUGAA
Molecule: messenger RNA, 1175 nt
Organism: Mugil cephalus (flathead mullet)
Lineage: Eukaryota; Metazoa; Chordata; Actinopteri; Mugiliformes; Mugilidae
Product: probable methyltransferase-like protein 23
Exons: 5
Coding region: 129-860 (243 amino acids)
Cellular component (GO): cytoplasm; nucleus
Source: RefSeq, a predicted model, not a curated record